Messenger RNA from Vicugna pacos (alpaca), 3176 nucleotides. Lineage: Eukaryota; Metazoa; Chordata; Mammalia; Artiodactyla; Camelidae. The record is from RefSeq and is a predicted model, not a curated record.
CCGGAACCGAGUGAGGCGCGGCGGUACCCCGCUUCAUUCGCGGGGUCCUCGCGGGGCGCGGGAUCCGGGGUUGGCUGGCCGUGGGCAGGCCGACCUGCGGCUCCCGUGGUCUCCAGCCUCCUUCCCGGGAGCGCCCGAGAAGGCGUGUGGGAGACGUCAGUCUCGCAUGUGGGACCCGCCCUCCAAAGCCUCGGGGGGCGGAGAACGGGACGGUAGGCUCGCGCGGCGGUGCGGGGGCGAGGGCAGCCUAGGCUGGCUGCGGAGACAGUGACGAGACCCCCCCUCCCGUGAGCUGAUCCCCUUUCUACAGCCAGGACCCAAUGGCCGGGGACAAAGCCAAACCCUAUGAGCUGGACCAGGAGAAAUACGAUGCUGAUGACAAUGUGAAAAUCAUCUGCCUGGGGGACAGCGCUGUGGGCAAGUCCAAACUUAUGGAGAGAUUUCUCAUGGAUGGAUUGUAUCCUUCAAGUCAGCCACAGCAGCUGUCCACAUACGCUCUAACCCUGUACAAGCACACGGCCACAGUAGACGGCAAGACUAUCCUUGUGGACUUUUGGGACACAGCAGGCCAAGAGCGGUUCCAGAGCAUGCACGCUUCCUACUACCACAAGGCCCACGCCUGCAUCAUGGUGUUUGAUGUGCAGAGGAAAAUCACCUACAAGAACCUGAGCACCUGGUAUACAGAGCUUCGAGAGUUCAGGCCAGAGAUCCCGUGCAUUGUGGUGGCAAAUAAAAUCGAUGACAGGCCAAUGUGCUCCCUUCUCUCUGCAGCAGACAUAAAGGUGACCCAAAAAAGCUUCAAUUUUGCCAAGAAGUUCUCCCUGCCCCUGUACUUCGUCUCAGCUGCUGAUGGUACCAACGUUGUAAAGCUCUUCAAUGAUGCAAUUCGACUAGCUGUGUCUUACAAACAGAACUCCCGGGACUUCAUGGACGAGGUCUUGCAGGAACUUGAGCCUUGUUCACAGAACUUUGACUUGGAGCAGAAGGAGGAAGAUGUGCCGGACCAAGAGCAGCAUGGCAGCAAUGAGAGUCCGUCUCCCUCCUGAGUCACAGGAGGAGGGCUCUCUCCAUGGCCAGGGGGUGUUCGUUCAGAAUACCCCUCCCUUCAGCAGUCUUUCAGCUCUCAACUGAGAAACUCCUCCAGGCCAUCCCCUGUUACACCCCCUAAAACCACCCAUCCCAUUUGCCUCCCCAGCUUCCAUGACCCCUGGUACCUGACCCUUCCACAGUUGAACCCCACCAUUGCCAAGCACAGAGAUGGGGUCAGCUCGGGUAAGAGACCCACAGCACAGCAUGAGGCAGAAUUAGGACGGACCAGUAUCAUAACCUCCCCCCAGGUUCUGUGGGACAGUGCGGAGAGUCAGGAACGUUCUGUGCGUGUAUCUUAAAUGAAGGGGCACUGUCGGUAGUGCUUUCCCUCCCAGAACUGACCGUGGCCCUGUUCAUUGCAUUUCCCCAAGGGAACGGUUUCUGAUUCCUGACUACUGUUUUCCUCUUUAAUCUUCCAAAUAAACCAACCAGUGUAAGGAAAUAGUUUUGUCCAGAAACCUGUUCAUUCCACACGUUUUUCAGCAGCUCUUCUAGGUAUGGCUGGGACAUUGGUGAACAGCAAGGCCAAGAUCACAGGCCCAAGUUUGCUGUGAAAAUCAGGUGACAGCAGGUGACAGGUCUGGCCACACUUAGUGACACACCAGUGUCACUAUUGUAAACCUCAAGGGUCAAUGCAGCCGCACCUCAGGCCAUACCCAUUUGCAUCGUAAGAGAUUGACUUUAAGAAAGCUUCCUUUAAUACCCCAAUUUCAGCAUAUGAGGCUUUUUUUUUUUUUUUUUUUUGAGGACUAGUGUGACACUGUACUCCUUGGGUGGCAAAGGCUGCCAGGAACUGCCUGCUGCCUUUUCCGUUUUCUACAGGACUUGUGGUUCACUAGGGUGUUUUUAUGAUCAUCUUGUGUAUCAUUUUCCUUACCUUUAUUUAUUUUUUAUUUUUACUUUCUAUUUACAGUAAAGGUUGAAUUACAUAAACAUUGAGUAGUGUACAUGCUCUGUGGGUGUGGAUUUUUUAGCACAAAGUCACAAGAGGACUUUGCAGAUCAUCAGCCACAUUCAUGAAGGGAGACUGCCUUGAUCUGUCACGCGAGGGUGACCAGAUUGACUCUCGACUGACUGUGACAGAGACCAUUUCAGUGGAAUUUAGUGUUUUUAAAAGAAUGGGUAUUUGUUUAGGAGUCAAGAAGACAUAUUUUUACCCUUGAAAUUACUGAUGCUUACAAUUUUAACUUCAGAGGUUUAACCUGACCAGGAAAUUUCAGGAAUGUGUUGCCCUGAUUAGGUGGGCUUUUAAAUACAACAACCACAACAGCUACAAAAACCUUCAGUUAUUAUAAAUGCCUAAUAAGCAUUUUUUAAAUAUAAUGACUUUAUUGAGAUACAAUUCAAAUACCAUAAAAUUCACGAUCAGUAUUGCUUUUAUGUAAUCAUUUUGCAUCAGGUUCCCUAGAAGCAGACCCUGAGAAGGCAGUUCUUACUCACAUGACUUACUGGGGCAGUUCUGUCACUGCUGGGGGCCAGCGUCACUCUCUCUUCCCACUUCCUGGGGAAGCUCGGGAAGACAGACUGCCCCACAGAAUUGGUCCCACUUUGAGACCAAGGAGGCUUUCGUGCCAGUUAGCCAAGUGUGAGGAGGAGGAGGUGGAAGGGAUGGGCAAAGUGGCUCCCGUUUUCGCAAGGGCAGUUCUCUGAGGAAAGGGCACCUAUGAGUUUUAUCCAUCGACACUUAAAGCAGCUAGGGGGUGAGUUCUCAGGCAGGGUGCCAGCCCAACAGCCACGGCCUCCACCUUGUCAUGCUCAGAUCCACCUGCUUCUUAAAGUUCAUUUCAUCCUGACAUACAGGAACACCACCCAAAUCUUGUUUAAUAAUGUAUUGAGGUGAAACUUACAUAACAUAAAAUUAACCGUUUUACAGUUCACAAUGCAGUGCCAUUUAGUACAGUUACGCGGUUGUGCAGCAGUCACCUCUGAAACAUGUCCGUCACUCUUAAGUAAAACCCCUCAUGAAGCAGUUUCUCUCCAACACCUGCUCCCCUUGCCCCUUGUAAACAAUAAUCUAUAAUCCGUCUCUAUGGAUUUAUCUAUUCUGGACGCUUCAUAUCAAUGGAAUAAAACAAUAUGCGACCUUU